Zootermopsis nevadensis is the source of this 3788-nucleotide messenger RNA. The record is from RefSeq and is a predicted model, not a curated record. NCBI's taxonomy places the organism in Eukaryota, Metazoa, Arthropoda, Insecta, Blattodea, Termopsidae.
CAACAAACCGAGAUAGUUCGACUAAUGUGAAUAGGAAAGUUGGGGUUUGUCAGGAAACAGUUCAACUAUAAAUUACAAUUGUAGGCCAUAUAGUAUUACACUGUCUUCCGAAAUAAUAUGUGCAUUGAUUUACUCGACGUUCCUUUGUUGUUCUAAACCAAAUCAUAUACUGGACAUCUUUAAUGUUGAAAAUAUUUGGAAGUCACAUCAACAAACGAUUUAUUCGAGAACAACUACUUUCCUCGAUUUUUGAGAUAUCUAACACAAUUUUUUAAUUAUUUUUUUUAAUUUUACAGCAUAAGAUGAGUGUAAUUAAAAUGGAAAAUGUUGUUGAUGUUCAAAGUGAAAAAGAUACCAUUGGCAUGGUAUCGGAUGAGGUUCAUGUACAAUCAGCACUUUCAGUAAAAAAAGAUGAAACUGAGGUCAUGGAUAUAAAGGAUGAGGAUUUCGAAGAUUUACAAGAAGAGGAGGAUCCUGUAGCAAAUCUUCCAUUAAUAAAGUCAGAACUUGAGGACUCCAUCAAUUUACAGAAAGUUGUACCUGAUUCUUAUAGUGAAACGAGUUUUGAGGCUUUUUAUGAUGACAAUCAAGUCAUGGAUAUCAAAGUUGAGGAUGACGGAGGUGUGACAGUGGAGGAGGAUCCUCUCCUGAUACCAUUUCCAUUAAUAAAGGCAGAGCGUGAGUUUCCUGCGAAAGAACAGAACAUAUUACAAGAUGGUGAGCGUCCGUAUUCCUGUAAUGUGUGUAACAAAUCAUUCAUUUAUCGGAGUCAUCUCAAGAGACAUGAGCGUACACAUAGUGGAGAAAGGCCAUAUUCCUGUAAUGUGUGUUAUAAGUCAUUCAGCAGUGCAGAUAGUUUGAAGAUACAUCACCGUGUACAUAGUGAGGAGCUACCAUUUUCCUGUGAUGUAUGUAACAAGUCAUUCAUUAGACAGAGUUAUCUGAAGAGACAUCAGCUUACGCACACUGGAGAAAGGCCAUAUUUCUGUGAUAUAUGUAAGAAAUCAUUCACUCAACAGAGUAGUCUGAAGACACACCAACGUACGCACAGUGGAGAUAGGCCAUAUUCCUGUGAAAAAUGUAACAAAUCAUUCAUGUAUCAGAAUAGUCUGAAAAAUCAUCAGAAUAUGCACAUUGGACAAAGACCAUAUACCUGUGAUGUAUGUAAUAAAUCAUUCAAUCAAAAGAGUAAUCUGAAGAAACAUCAGCGUAUGCACAGUGGAGAAAGGCCAUAUUCCUGUGAAGUAUGUAACACAUCAUUCACUCAACAGAGUAGUCUGAACAUACACCAGCGUAUGCACAGUGGAGAAAGACCAUAUUCCUGUGAUGUAUGUAACAAAACAUUCAAUAAAAAGAAUAAUCUGAAGAGACAUCAGCAUAUACACAGUGGAGAUAGGCCAUAUUCCUGUGAUUUGUGUAAUACGUCAUUUAGUCGGAAGUGUAAUCUCAAGAUACAUCUACGCAUCCACAGUGCGGAGCGGCCACAGAACAUGGGUAUAAUCAAAAUGGAAAAUGAUGUUGAUGUUGUAAGUGAAAAAGAUCCCACUCGCAUGGUAUCUGAUGAGGUUAAUAUACAAUCAGCGCUUUCCAUAAGGACAGUUGAAACUGAGAUCAUGGAUAUGAAGGUUGAGGAUUUCGCAGGUUCACAAGAAGAGGAGGAUCCUGUAGCAAAUCUUCCAUUAAUAAAGUCAGAACUUGAGCUUCUUUCGCAGAUCAUGGAUAUGAAGGUUGAGGAUUUCGCAGGUUCACAAGAAGAGGAGGAUCCUGUAGCAAAUCUUCCAUUAAUAAAGUCAGAACUUGAGGACUCCAUCAAUUUACAGAAAGUUGUACCCGAUUCUUAUAGUGAAACGAGUCUCGAGGCUCCUUAUGAUGACAAUCAAGUCAUGGAUAUCAAAGUUGAGGAUGACGGAGGUGUGAAAGUGGAGGAGGAUCCUCUCCUGAUACCAUUUCCAUUAAUAAAGGCGGAGCAUGAGUUUCCUGCGAAAGAACAGAUAUUAUUACAAGAUGGUGAGCGUCCAUAUACCUGUGAAAUGUGUCAUAAAUCAUUCACUCGUCGAAUUAUACUGAAGAAACAUCAACGCAUUCACAGUGGGGACCAUCCAUAUUCCUGUAAUGUGUGUAACAAAGCAUUUAAACAAAAGUGUACUCUGAAGACACAUCAGCGUACGCACAGUGGAGAUAGGCCAUAUUCGUGUAAUGUGUGUAACAAAGCAUUUAAACAAAAGAGUAAUCUGAAGACACAUCAGCGUACGCACAGUGGAGAUAGGCCAUAUUCGUGUAAUGUGUGUAACAAAGCAUUUAAACAAAAGUGUACUCUGAAGAGACAUAAGCGUACGCACAGUGGAGAUAGGCCAUAUUCGUGUAAUGUGUGUAACAAAGCAUUUAAACAAAAGAGAACUCUGAAGAGACAUCAGCAUACGCACAGUGGAGGUAGGCCAUAUACCUGUGAUGUUUGUAGUAAGUCUUUCAGGUUAAGAGCUGAUUUGAAGAUACAUCACCGUGCACAUAGUGGACACCGUCCAUAUUCCUGUAAUGUGUGUAACAAAGCAUUCAUUUAUAAGAGUAGUCUGAAGAGACAUCAGCGUACGCACAGUGGAGAUAGGCCAUAUUCCUGUGAUUUGUGUAAUACGUCAUUUAGUCGGAAGUGUAAUCUCAAGAUACAUCUACGCAUCCACAGUGCGGAGCGGCCAUAAUUCUGUGAUAUGUGUAAAAAAUCAUUCGUUCAGAAGCGUGCUUUGAAGACACAUCAACUUACACAUGGUAGACAGCAGCCACAUUAAUGUGAUGUAUAUCAUAAAUGAUUUUCUUUAAUGACUGCUCUGUUUUUCAGUGACAUUAACUCUACUCAUUAAUAGAAUAAUCGGAUGAGUCAAUACAUGUGAGGGGUGCGCAUAUUCUUGUGAUAUAUGCAAGUCUUCCUAUUAUCAGAAGAAUCUGCAUCAUGAAUAAGACUUUUUCUUUUGUCAGAAUGCAAAUGAAUACCUACUCCUGCACAUUUUUUUAGUACAGGAAUAUUGUCCAGGAUAGGAAUAGUAAUUGUGCAUUUGAGGCAAAGGGCCGUCUCAUUCUUGUGUUAUACAAUGAUGAGCAUCUCAUGACGUAUGACGUGAUGUUUCUCGGCGACUAAAUGCAAUAAAAUCUUCUCGCAUCUCGUACUGUGUUAUCUGUAUGACAAGCAUUCUUCAAACAAGCAAAACGUUGACAGCGAGGUCUUUUUGGUUUAACAAUUUCUUUCAGUUUAUUACUUCCAAAACAUUUUAUAACUGUUUCAUUGGUAUGGGGAAUGUUAUAUAAUUUUAAGAUGUGUUAAGCAUUUGUCAUUUUCAGUUGCAUAUUUUACUGAUAGUUCAAAAUAAUCAUUCUAAGCUUCAGGUUACUUGCAGGUGAAACAGGAGUGUAAGUUGUAAUGGCUUUGUUAUAAAUAGCCCACCUUCGGAAUGCGGUACUUGGAAAUGUCACGAGCAGAUCUAAGUGACUGACAUACGUGAAUUUAGAUGUAGAAAUUUUUUUGUGUUUUGUGAAAUAUAUUCCUAUAUAGUUGCAGAAAUAUUUAUUGUUCUUUCCACGUAUAUUACAUUUGCUGCUAAUCUAAUCACUGUCCAGGAAACUUCAGAUGAUACAUGCUAGGAAUGUGUGAAGUACAUAAGCGUGUUUUGUUUCCAACAAGUGUCUUGGUUGAGUUUGAGGGCUUGAAGCUAAUCACUCAUCCCCAUGUAGUGCCAAUAGUAAAAAUGUAUGGAACUAUGUCCUCAUACCUUAGUCACCAAUAAAGUACAUGGAUGACUUCA